Oryza sativa Japonica Group (Japanese rice) is the source of this 3424-nucleotide messenger RNA. The record is from RefSeq and is a predicted model, not a curated record. NCBI's taxonomy places the organism in Eukaryota, Viridiplantae, Streptophyta, Magnoliopsida, Poales, Poaceae.
GGCAAUGACGAUGCUCUUCAGUCUGCUGUUUUGCACAGCUAAGGCUACUGAUGAUUCAGGAGCAGAAACUGAAGCAGAAGCACUCCUCCGAUGGAAGUCCACUUUGAUCGACGCCACCAACUCGUUGUCGUCAUGGUCGAUUGCCAACUCCACCUGCUCUUGGUUCGGUGUCACCUGUGACGCCGCCGGCCAUGUCACUGAGCUCGACCUUCUUGGUGCCGACAUCAAUGGUACGCUUGACGCUCUCUACUCUGCUGCAUUCGAAAACCUCACCACCAUCGACCUCAGCCACAAUAAUCUUGAUGGUGCCAUUCCAGCAAAUAUUUGUAUGUUGCGCACCCUCACCAUUCUGGAUUUGAGCAGCAACUAUCUUGUUGGUGUUAUCCCGAUAAAUAUUUCCAUGUUGAUUGCUCUCACCGUUCUAGAUUUGAGCGGCAAUAAUCUUGCUGGUGCCAUCCCGGCAAAUAUUUCCAUGUUGCACACCCUCACCAUUCUGGAUUUGAGCAGCAACUAUCUUGUUGGUGUUAUCCCGAUAAAUAUUUCCAUGUUGAUUGCUCUCACCGUUCUAGAUUUGAGCGGCAAUAAUCUUGCUGGUGCCAUCCCGGCAAAUAUUUCCAUGUUGCACACCCUCACCUUUCUGGAUUUGAGCAGCAACAAUCUUACUGGUGCAAUUCCCUACCAACUCAGCAAGCUCCCUAGGCUCGCCCACUUAGGUCUUGGAGAUAACCACUUGACAAAUCCAGAAUAUGCCAUGUUCUUCACACCCAUGCCUUUUUUGGAAUUCCUAUCUCUAUCGAGCAAUUAUCUCAACGGUACUUUUCCAGAAUUCAUCCUCAAUAGCAAUAGUUUGAGGAUGGAGCACCUCGAUUUAUCGUAUAAUGCCUUCUCAUGGUCCAUACCAGAUUCACUACCAAAUUUGAGGGUUCUAGAACUGUCGAACAAUGGAUUCCAUGGGACCAUACCACAUUCACUCUCAAGACUACAAAAGCUCCAAGACCUAUAUCUGUACAGAAACAACCUCACCGGAGGAAUCCCAGAGGAGCUUGGGAACCUAACCAAUCUUGAGGCCCUGUACCUGUCCAGAAACCGGUUAGUUGGAAGUUUGCCUCCCUCUUUUGCCAGGAUGCAACAAUUAUCAUUUUUUGCGAUAGACAGUAACUACAUCAAUGGUAGUAUCCCGUUGGAGAUAUUUUCAAAUUGUACUUGGCUCAACUGGUUUGAUGUUUCCAACAACAUGUUAACUGGAAGCAUCCCACCACUAAUCAGCAACUGGACAAAUCUACACUACUUGGCCCUCUUUAACAACACAUUUACCGGUGCAAUCCCAUGGGAGAUAGGAAACUUAGCACAAGUAUAUUUAGAGGUGGACAUGUCACAAAAUCUAUUUACUGGAAAGAUACCAUUAAAUAUCUGCAAUGCAACUUUGGAAUACCUUGCGAUCAGUGACAACCAUCUAGAAGGCGAGCUCCCUGGAUGCCUGUGGGGUUUGAAAGGUCUCGUUUACAUGGAUUUGUCAAGAAACACUUUUUCUGGGAAAAUUGCACCCUCAGACACUCCUAACAAUGAUUCCGACCUACUCGCCCUGGACCUGUCAAACAAUAACUUUUCGGGUUAUUUCCCAGUCGUACUGAGGAAUCUCAGCAGACUAGAAUUUUUGAAUCUUGGAUAUAAUAGGAUUUCUGGUGAGAUUCCUUCGUGGAUAGGGGAAAGUUUUUCUCAUCUGAUGAUUCUACAGCUAAGGUCAAACAUGUUCCAUGGAAGUAUUCCUUGGCAGCUAUCACAACUCCCCAAACUACAAUUGCUUGAUCUAGCUGAAAAUAAUUUUACAGGCUCCAUACCAGGUAGUUUCGCCAACUUAUCAUGUUUGCACUCAGAAACUAGAUGUGUGUGUAGCUUAAUUGGAGUAUACCUCGAUCUAGAUAGUAGACACUACAUUGAUAUUGAUUGGAAGGGAAGGGAGCAUCCAUUUAAAGACAUAAGUCUACUUGCAACAGGUAUUGAUUUAUCAAACAAUUCUCUCUCUGGUGAGAUCCCUUCAGAAUUGACAAAUCUUAGAGGUAUUCAGUCCUUAAAUAUUUCUAGAAAUUUUCUACAAGGAAAUAUCCCAAAUGGAAUUGGCAAUCUAACACAUUUAGAGUCUCUUGACCUCUCUUGGAAUAAACUCUCAGGCCAUAUUCCUCAUAGCAUAUCAAACUUAAUGAGUCUCGAAUGGCUUAAUCUCUCGAACAACCUUCUAUCGGGAGAGAUACCUACAGGUAAUCAACUCAGAACACUUGAUGACCCAUCGAUUUAUGCCAACAACCUGGGGCUUUGUGGAUUUCCUUUGAAAAUUUCAUGCUCAAACCAUUCAAGUUCUACGACUACACUAGAAGGGGCAAAAGAACACCACCAAGAACUGGAAACUCUAUGGCUGUACUGCUCAGUAACUGCAGGAGCUGUCUUUGGUGUUUGGCUGUGGUUUGGAGCACUGUUUUUCUGUAAUGCCUGGAGGCUUGCUUUCUUCUGUCGCAUCGAUGCCAUGCAGCAGAAACUUAUGUAAAACAUAGCUCAUCUGAGUAAUAUGCUCUGCUUCUCAUUGAGUCCACCUGAGCGUGUGUAUUAGUGUCACAUUAUGUCAGCACUGCACUAAGAUCUAAGGUUCAGUAGGUAUUAUCCCUUUAUUUCAGCCAUCGAUGAGAUGUAAUUUGCUGUUGCCAGAUUUAGCUUGUUGUUGUUGUCAUGAUGAACUCUUGUUAUAAGCUUUUAGUGUAAGUCGGGUAGCAUCCUUGGUCAGAAAAGAAAAUUUACAUGUUUUGAUGAUGAGACCAAUUUCCUACAUGGUUGUGUUUGAAGAUGCAAGUAGCAUGUAAUCAAGGAAGUUCCAAAUAAAGUAGAAUACAUCAUGGCUGUCUUUUGAUGUAUUUGCAAGCUUUGUUAUUACCUUUGGAUGCAUACAGACUUCAUUUGACGCUAAUUUGGAGAAUUUUGUCUUAUUUUCUGUUCAUACUGUAAGCUGUAUGUAUUCUGUUUUUUUUUUCUCAUCAGCUAUAAAUUACUGCAGUACACUUCUAAGCAAAAGAACACAGCUUUGCCGGUUGCAGCAACAAUACUGAACACAACAAGAACACGCGUGGCAAAAUUUCUAUUACUAGAAUUUCACCAAAUUCCGACAAAAAAGGUGGAGAAAUCAUAAGAACAAAAUCACGCUAUCCACUGAAAAUUUCCAGGAAGAAUUGCAAAUCAACUCCCCUUGUGAUCAGUGGCCGCUGUUCACGACAGCGCAGUUCCUCCUGAUCUCCCCCUCCGAUCCGGUCUUGACCUGCACCGCGCCCAGCGUCGCCAUCGACCGGCCGAACACCUGGAAGAACACCUCCGGCGGGCUCGCCACGACGCCGGCGAUGUCCGCCCGCCCCGCCACGUCGGUGGCGAGCGCGGCGUUGGACCG